UGUGGUUUUCUUUCAAUCGUUUUUCUCUUAUUCACAUAGGUAUAACGUGGUUGCAAAGUCGAUUGCAUACUAUUUCUUGCCAUUGUCAAUAAUCGGAGUGUUGUAUGCGUUGAUGGCACGUCGAUUGCAUUUGAGUGCACGUGAGAUGCCCGGUGAAUUGGCUGGGCCACAGAGAGCCCAAGCUCGUGCAAGACGUCAUGUCGCCCGUAUGGUUGUCACAUUUGUAAUUGUGUUUAUCAUCUGCUUUCUUCCGUAUCAUGUGUUUAUGCUUUGGUUCCACUUGAAUCCAAACAGUGAACAAGAUUAUGACACCUUCUGGCACAUAACACGAAUGACCGGCUUUUGCCUAAGUUUUCUGAAUUCGUGCGUUAAUCCCGUGGCUUUGUACUGUGUAUCCGGCGUAUUUCGUCAGCAUUUCCAUCAGUAUUUGUGCUGUAAGCAUAUUCAACAAACGCAUCAUCGUCUGGGCAUGUCAAUGGCAACAAAUGCAUGCGACACGAGUUUUAUGUCAACGAUACGGCGCACACAACACGGUAACCAUCAUACAAUCGUGCAAAAUGGUUCAUCGCCAACAAAAAGUGCUUGCGUGAAAUUGCUGAGGUGAACAAUGUGGCUAAAACGGAGGCGUCAGCGAGUGAGAAUCAAAGAUGCUGUGAUGAUGACCAACGUCAAUACUAACCCUGAUACCAACACCAACACCAACAUCGCCGUCGUCAUCAUCAGCAGUAACAGCAGCAGCAGCAGUGGCAGAGAAGAGAGAAAAAUGACGACAACAAUGACAGCAACAAUAACAGAAACAACAACAUCAACAACAGCACAAACUAACAACCCAACUAUUCCCAUCGGACAUGCGAAUCAUAAGCCCUAGUGUUAAGUAUUUUUGUCGCAACUGCGAAUCAUAUUCAUUUCAUCUAAGUAUUUGUGUGUUUAUUGUUCGUUCAUAAAUCAAGCUUCCGCUUGUUGUGCCCUACUAUCAAGCAUACCGAUGAUUUACUGUACGGGAAUCACUCACAUGUAAACCAAGCACAUAAUUAAUGGCAAUUUUUGUCCAUUAAUUAUCCAAAGCGUUCGUUUAUUUUACUCUCGUUCAACAUCAUUUUCUCUUUAUUUCUCUCUCUCUCGCUCGCUCGUUCGCUCGCUCUCUCUCGUCUACCUCUUUCGUCUCUCAUCUUUUCCUAUCUAUUCUAUUCUUUCCCACAUCUCUUCAACUCCUGGAGCCUAGAAGCGGUGAACAAAACCAUUUGUCUACAAUGGACAGACUCAAUUUAUAUUAUCUCCCAGUGAUAGUAAAACGUAAAUGCCCUCACCCAGCCUCCAUGCCCUCGAAAAUAUAUCAUCGCAAUGGAAAGAGAAAGAGAACGUGAACGUUCAUUAGCUAUAAUCAUGACUUUUUAAAAUAAUUUUUCGAUGAACCAACAAACAAAACUGUUUUGUUUCACCGAUAACACAAAACCAAUCAAUAAAAUGAAAACCAUACAGAAUCUUACAUAUGCUUAAUUGGACGGAUGCAAAUGUGUCUGUCAACUUUCAAUCGCAGACCAGAGCUAUUCUGGUGUAUGGUGUGAACGUCGCACAUAUUACCUACUUACUAUUUGACUUAAGCGGCUUUUUAAAGGAAGAAAUCGAGACAAAUGUUGUUAUAAACCGAGAGCCCACGUAGAAAAUACUAUAUUGAUAAGUCUCACGUCAGAUAAUGUGAUUGUAGGUAGAUAUUAAUGCCAAUAUUCAGAAUAUUUUUCAUUUUCUUCUUUAUCUCUUUCAAUUUACGAUAUCUAGCUGCCGAUAUCAAUAAAAAUAUAUGCUUCACUUUUCUUACAAUUUGCAUGUCAGAUAUUUUUUGUACAGCUAAAUUGCCUCACUCAUUUCGAUGAAGUGAGGUUAUGUCAUUUCAUGUCAAAAUGUCAAAGUGGGGAAAAACGACAUAGAGUGAUAUUUCAGAAUGGAAUAAAAAGUAUUGUGCAAAAUAUUUUGAGCUGAUAUUUUGAAUUUGAAUUAAUUUCGUGGCAAUUUAGCUGUACAAAAUAUAUCUGACAUGCAAAUU
Messenger RNA from Sitodiplosis mosellana (orange wheat blossom midge), 2041 nucleotides. RefSeq names its product neuropeptide CCHamide-2 receptor-like. Gene Ontology annotation, cellular component: membrane. Gene Ontology annotation, molecular function: G protein-coupled receptor activity. Bases 113 to 604 code for a protein of 163 amino acids. NCBI's taxonomy places the organism in Eukaryota, Metazoa, Arthropoda, Insecta, Diptera, Cecidomyiidae. The transcript is spliced from 4 exons. Gene Ontology annotation, biological process: G protein-coupled receptor signaling pathway. The record is from RefSeq and is a predicted model, not a curated record.